This is a messenger RNA of Fusarium coffeatum, 1281 nucleotides long. RefSeq lists its product as uncharacterized. The transcript is spliced from 4 exons. Gene Ontology annotation, molecular function: 3-methylbutanoyl-CoA dehydrogenase activity; flavin adenine dinucleotide binding. Lineage: Eukaryota; Fungi; Ascomycota; Sordariomycetes; Hypocreales; Nectriaceae. Bases 1 to 1281 code for a protein of 426 amino acids. Gene Ontology annotation, biological process: L-leucine catabolic process. The record is from RefSeq and is a predicted model, not a curated record.
AUGGCCACCACUUUUGAGGCUUCCAACCCAGCUGUCUACAAAGAGUAUGAGGCCCAAUGGUUCACUCUCCCCACGGACGCCCAAAGCUGGAUCAAGCGUGCAAAGGACGUCGCUGAUGUACUAGCAAAAGACGCUCCAGCCCGAGAACGCGCAAACAAGUCUCCCAAGGCUGAAGUCGCUCUUCUCAAGCACUCCGGUCUCCUCAAAAUCCUUGGUCCAGCUAAAUAUGGAGGUGGUGAACAGCCGUGGAGUGUUGGAUUUAGAGCAAUUCGCGAGGUCGCCAAGAAGGAUGGAUCUGUUGGCAUGCUUCUCGGCUACCACCUCGUCUGGUCCACAACUGCCAACGUGGUCGGAACUCCAGAGCAAGCAGAUCGUUCGCACAAGCUCAUCAUCUCCAACAACUCUUUUGUUGGUGGUGCCGUUAACCCCCGCGACAGCGAUCUCAAGAUCACUUCCAACGGAGAUAAGCUCAUCUUCAAUGGUUUCAAGAACUUUAGUACCGGCGGUGUGAUUUCGGACUUGACUGUUCUUGAGGGUGUUUAUGGUGAGAGGGAAGAGCAUAUCUUUGCUAUUGUCCCGACGCAGCAGCCUGGCAUCCAGUUUAAGCAUAAUUGGGAGAAUGUUGGGCUGAGACUUACCGAGUCCGGCAGUGUUAAUAUCGAGAAUGUUGAGGCGCCAUGGGGUGAUGCCUUGGGAUGGGAUGCUGAGACCAAGAAACCUGAUCCUAAUAUUCUGACUAUUCCUUUCACGAGUCUGUUAUUGCCGACAAUUCAACUCAACUUUUCCAACCUCUACCUUGGUAUUGCGGCCGGUGCUCUCGAGUUUGCCAAAGAGUACACCGUCAAGAACACUCGCGCCUGGCCCUUUGGCGGCGACAACAAGGAGAAAGCGACAGACGAAUUUUACGUCCUCUCCACCUACGGCAACUUCUUGGCCCACCUGCGCGCCGCCGAAGCUCUGGCCGACAAAGUCAACGCUGAAGCAGACUCUCUCUACGCAAAUUACUCAGACGAUCACGCGGGCGUUACAGCCGAGCAACGCGGUGAGUUCGCCGAGUGGGUGGCCAGUCUCAAGGUUGUCACUACAGACACUGGGCUCAAGAUCACUUCCGGCGUGUUUGAAGUCACUGGCUCGAGGUCUACGGCUGCAAAGGUUGGUUUGGAUAGGUUCUGGAGGGAUUUGAGAACGCAUACGCUGCAUGAUCCUGUGGCGUACAAGAAUCGGGAGUUGGGAAGGUAUCUUUUGUUGGGGGAGUAUCCUGAGCCUACUUGGUAUACAUGA